AACGUGUGUGUGGUGAGUUACAUCUGACAGAUGAAACAGGGACAGGGGGAGGAGUGAGUGUGGGUGCAGUAUCCAGGGGUGAAAGAGUUGGUUGGGUUGGUUGGAAGCUCCAGAUGGGAUCUCAUAACUCAAACGGCGUUUAGUUUCCGUAAGUUUUUAACAUGUAAGUUUAGAGUUUUAGAUACUGAGAGGACUGGGUUUAACGGAAGUUACUGGAUAGCUUCAGGACUUCUAAAAACUGGGGAACAAAUUUCCUGCCCGACCUGCCAAGAGACUAUAAAAAGUCUGGAGGACCCACGGUGGAAUUAGAUCUGUGCUGGUAGGUAGUGAGAAAACAGGAUGUCGACGCUACCAUCAGAAAACAGCAUUGACAAUGCCUGCAGUCGCAGCUUCUGGAUGCCUGGGAACUAUCAGCCCACUGUGAAGCGAACAGAAGAUGCCUUCCAGGCCUGUAAUGACAUAGUGGCAUGUUUCCAAGAGAGAGCUCGCGUGGAGAGGCAGUACGCUCAGCAGCUCAGUGAAUGGAGCAACAAGUGGAAGCCAGUAGUGGACUCCAGUCCUUUAUAUGGAUCUCUUCUGAAGGCUUGGCAGUGUUUUCUGUCCUCUGCUGACCGGCUUGCCUCUUUACACGCCUCCAUCUGCCGCUCGUUAGUGUCGGAGGAUGGAGACCGGGUCAGGACCUGGCAGAAAGACACCUUCCACAAGAAGUUAUUUGGAGGCUUUAAGGAGUCCCAGGACAUUGAGACGGGCUUCACGCGUGCUCAGAAGCCGUGGGCCAAACGGCUUAAAAAGCUGGAUAAAGCCAGAAGGGCGUACCACAAAGUGAGCCGUAAGGAGCAGGCAGCCAGGGAAAGAGAGGAACAUGCUCAGGGGAACCCGGAUGUUGCCAUCGACAAACAGAAGAAGAUCCUGGAGGAGAGAGAGCUGGCUCAACAGGAGGCAGAGAAGGUUCGGGCCCGCUAUGAAAAAGUCUUUGAGGAGGUGAACCGCUACGCUCCACGCUACAUGGAGGAGAUGGAGUCCAUAUUUGACCAAUCGCAGGAUGAGGAGCGCAAGAGGAUUGUCUUCCUCAAGCAAGCCUUCCUCUCCAUUCACAAACACCUGGACAUCACCAACAACGAGAGCGUGAGGGCCGUGUACAAUGAACUCCACAACACACUGAUGGCCAUUGAUGAGCAUGAGGAUCUUCGCUGGUGGAAAAACACCUACGGGCCCGGCAUGCCCACCGACUGGCCUCACUUUCAGGAAUGGGUUCCUGAGAAGAAAACCAAAAAAGGGAAGAAAGAAGUGGAAAAGAAAGGAACAAUAGAGAGGAGUGUAAUGAUUGGAGGAGUGAGAGUAAGAGCUCUGUAUGAUUAUGUUGGCCAGGAGACAGAUGAGCUCUCAUUUAAAGCAGGUGAGGAGUUUUUGAAGAUCGAGGAUGAGGAUGAUCAGGGCUGGUGUCGGGGAAUGAAGGAUGGCGGGUGUGAGGGGCUUUACCCAGCCAACUAUGUUGAGGUGGUGUAGUGCAUCUAAACAAAAAAUGAAAAGAUCUUGUUACAUCAUGUGCUUCGUUUCAAUGUGGAAGUCACAACCUGGUUUAACGACUAGAUGUCAAAAACAUAAAACCAAUGCUGUAAA
Molecule: messenger RNA, 1620 nt
Organism: Etheostoma cragini (Arkansas darter)
Lineage: Eukaryota; Metazoa; Chordata; Actinopteri; Perciformes; Percidae
Product: protein kinase C and casein kinase substrate in neurons protein 3
Exons: 10
Coding region: 340-1506 (388 amino acids)
Biological process (GO): regulation of endocytosis; plasma membrane tubulation; cytoskeleton organization
Cellular component (GO): plasma membrane; cytoplasm; endosome
Molecular function (GO): protein binding; phospholipid binding
Source: RefSeq, a predicted model, not a curated record